This is a messenger RNA of Paramormyrops kingsleyae, 2449 nucleotides long. Its product is annotated as ras-related C3 botulinum toxin substrate 1-like. Gene Ontology annotation, molecular function: GTPase activity; GTP binding. The record is from RefSeq and is a predicted model, not a curated record. Gene Ontology annotation, biological process: small GTPase-mediated signal transduction. NCBI's taxonomy places the organism in Eukaryota, Metazoa, Chordata, Actinopteri, Osteoglossiformes, Mormyridae.
ACGGGGUUUAAUUACAGGUAAGGCAGGCAAAACGCAGACAGACAAUACAAUGACUGGACUGGGGAAACAAACUGAAACGUGGACUAAAUACAGAGGACUAAUGACAGCAACCAGAAAGCUGAUGACACGUUGAUUCCACACGGGUUAACGAGGGGGCGUGGCACACGAAAGGAGCGGACGAUUGGGGCAGGACACAGCCGCAAGUGGGUCAUCGACAUUUCUGCCUGCAUCAUGCCACGCCCAUUCACCAAAUCUGCCCGGAUCCAUGACAAUUCUUAACUGCUCUGAUCUUGCAGAGUUGUGACCAAGUGUCUGAUUUUCUUUAAGCAAACAAAAUGAGUGGAUAACGUUAAACCAAUACAUUUAAACUCUUGGUGACGGUGCCUUUAUUCAGUGGUGACCAACUGGGUAACAGCAUUCCAGUUAUAAUAAAAAUCAGCUUGAAUAUGGUUGUUUCUGCACAUGUCUAAAUAUAGUUAAUCAGUCAGUUAAGACUCCCUUAAGAUCUCAAGUACAGUAUAUGAAUCUUAAAAUUACAGCUGCAUUCAUCGAAUGAUUUCAUUUACAAGAAUUCGACUCUUUUUUGUUUUUUUUGUCAAAUUCUAAAGUAUUAUCGCUACCGACUUCUUGAAAAUGCUAACAUACUUCGGUACUUUAUGCAUGGGCAGCUUGCAGGAUCGUACCCGCCAUCUAUUUUGUUUACUUAAUCGUGUUAUGGUAUUUGCCAGAAGAGUUGUACAGGCACCAAUGAACUACACAUGAUUUUUCCAAUGCUCCAUUAACCAGGUAACGAUUGAAGGAUUUUUGUCACAUGCAACGUAUCCAGACUAUAACCUGCAGUGAAACAAAAGGUGGUCAAAUCUGUCAUAAUCAAAUAGCAAUAUCAAUAAAAGAACAAAAAUUAAGUGUUUUAUCAGGUAUUUACCAGCUAUUGACUAGGUGUUGGAUUGCAGAAUGCAUUGAAUAUUUUUUGCAGUGCCACUAAACUCAGGCGAAUGAACACUGCUGUUUAAUAACAAAAGUUUUAUUUGUGUGCUAGCCUUCUAAUGUAAGAAAAACAUGUAUAAUUGGUUAGAAGAUAAAGGUUCAACUGGAUUUAAUAAUUUUCCACAGGAACCUUAAUGCAAAACAGGAGGUGGUGCUGUGGCUUAGCUGGUGAUAGAACUUGUCUAGUAAACAGGAGGUCCUAGUUUUGAAUUCCACCAGUAACUUGCAUCAUCUUCAAAAACCCUGGUGUUUUUUUUGCUUGGUGGGCAGUGUAUGGGUCUGCAGUUUAGGACAGAUGCCUGGUUUUGGAAGGUCACCAGGUCAAGUCUUGAUAUCAGCUGAAGGAUUUAACCCCAAUUGCUUCAGGGACUAGCUGACCAUGUUAUUUCAAAAGAAUGUUGCUAUCAAUAAAAUCAUUUGAUAAAUGGAUGUAAAAACCUUAUCACGUGUAAUUCGAGAAGAAACAAACCAUGCUGAUAGUUUUGUUUCAUGUGUGUAAUAGACUUUGCUUUAUAAUGGCUUAUAAAAACAAAAGCAUUAUUCCUUUCUCACAAAAAAACUGGUGCUUUGUAUUAAAAUUGUCUUCUAGGACUGUGGGUAAAACAUGCUUGAUGAUGAGCUAUGCCUACAAUGCCUUCCCAGGAGAAUACAUACCCACAGUGUUCGACAACUACUGCGCCAAUGUGAUGGUGGAUGGGGAGCCGGUGAAUCUGGGACUUUGGGACACUGCAGGGCAAGAAGACUAUGACAGAUUGCGUCCCCUUGCUUACCCUCAGACAGAUGUCUUUCUGGUCUGCUUCUCCCUUGUGAGUCCUGACACAUUUGAGAAUGUCCGUGCAAAGUGGUAUCCAGAGGUCAGAAACCAUUUCCCCAACGCUCCCAUUAUCCUUGUAGGCACCAAGCUUGACCUACGGGAUGACAAGGCCACCACUGCGGAGCUGAAAAAGGAAGGUCUCACCCCUAUCACCUCCUCUCAGGGUUUGGCCAUGACUAAAGCGAUCGGAGCGGUGAAGUACCUGGAGUGCUCAGCCCGGACUCAGUGUGGCCUUAAAACAGUGUUUGACGAGGUCGUCAGGGCGACACGCCACCCGCAGCCAGCCAAGAAGAAGAACAGGAACUGCCUGCUGCUUUAAAGCAAGGGUGUCAAACUCAUUUUAGUGAACAGGCCACACCGGAACCUGUGCAAACUCGUGUGGGCCACAUAAAAAUAAUGUUUGGUAGUUGACAGUCUAGGCCUAAUAAUGUAAUUUAGGUGCUUAUGUGUGAGCAAGAGUUCACAUCAAUAAAAUACGUUAAAUGUGUUUUUAUUAAUUAUCAAGAAAUCGUUUGCAUUUAGCUUGAUUGUACAGCCGAUAUGUUUUAUUAAAUUAUUAAUGUAUAUUAAGAUAUGUUUAUCGAUUAUUAUUUGGUUGACUUUAUACCACAAUGUGAGGUACAGAUGUACAUAUCCGUGAUUCCAGAU